Molecule: messenger RNA, 735 nt
Organism: Henningerozyma blattae CBS 6284
Lineage: Eukaryota; Fungi; Ascomycota; Saccharomycetes; Saccharomycetales; Saccharomycetaceae
Exons: 1
Coding region: 1-735 (244 amino acids)
Molecular function (GO): 2-deoxyglucose-6-phosphatase activity; beta-phosphoglucomutase activity
Source: RefSeq, a predicted model, not a curated record
AUGACUGUCACGAAACAUAUUAUAAAGGUUAAUUUCAUUUUAUUCGAUUUAGAUGGAACUCUAGUUAAUACCACUGAAUCUGCUUCAAGAUCUUGGACAGAUUUAUGUAUUAAGGAAAACGUCGACCCUAAAGAGUUAUUGAGCCAUUCUCAUGGUGUUAAAUCUCAAGAUAUUAUUGCUAAAUAUUUCCCUACAUUAGAUAAUUCAAAAGGUCAAAUUUCAUAUUCUUUAGAAAGAGCCAUGGUCGAUAAAUAUUCAGAUUCAGUGGUCCCAGUCACUGGUUCUGUAGAAUUAUUGUCAAGUUUACUGGAUGGGUAUUGGUGUAUUGUCACAAGUGGACCCAAAUGGAUUACCAACCAUUGGCUAGAAGUCACUGAUUUGAACAAGAUCAAUAAGCCAGCAGUAUUCUUGACUUCAGAGUUGGUUCCCAAGGGGAAACCAAAUCCAAUGGGCUACCAAAUGGGUCUUGAAGGGUUGAAAACAUUGAAUUCAGUUGGAAAUAAUGAUAACUUGACCUAUGUCGUUUUUGAAGAUGCACCUGCUGGAAUUAAAGCAGGUAAAGCAAUGGGCGCCAAAGUUGUAGGAAUUACCACAUCGUAUGAUAAGCAAAAAUUGAUAGAUGCAGGAGCUGAUUACGUGAUUAAUGAUCUUUCAGAUGUUGAAGUUCUUCAUAUUGACGAUAUUUCAAAGGGUAUCAAACAAUUUACCAUGUUGCUUGAUCAAAACACCGUUUGA